AUGAGAUCAGAUGGGUUUUCAACGUAUCAUCAAACUUCAAACCCCAAUGAUCCGUCUAGCUACGGUUACUUCCCCACCGGUAAACCUGCGCCAUUUCCAACAAACACCGAGUUCGAAGAUCGCCAACGCCUCAUACACCAAAAUGCCCCGACAGGCUUCCCACGACCAGUACAGCGCCAGCCCUUGCGAAGAAGACUCGGCAAAACGGGAAUGACCAUCAUUAUCCUCGGAACAAUCGUCAUUAUCGCCUCAUGCGCUCUCCUCGUCUAUCUCUGGCAAGGCGCCGAGAAAGCGCGCAACAGACAGCCCCGAGGCAAAGAAUGGGACAGAAUCAUCUUUGAGGACUACGCAGCGCAAGUUGCAACACUUUGCUCUGCUGCAAUCAGAGUGUCGAUGGAUCUCCAGACUUGCCUCGCUGCUGCGUCAAUGGCAGCCAUUGUCCUUGAAACCGCCGGUUGCCGACUCUCUGAUCUGGCGCGAUUGUCAAUUUCCAGAGCCUCUAGUUGUGAUGCAAGCCCAUGGGAUAUCUUCCUCAUCACAAAAGGCAAUAGGAAGACAUUGUUCCACUGCAUCAUCCUACUCUUUAGUUUCAUGCUGAGCCUUGCAAUGACUUUCACGUCGACGAUUUUGCUUUUCGACUUUAAGGCGCUUCCAAUCGCCGCACCGAUGGUCUCACAGUCAAUCUAUGUUGGGUUUGAUAUAUCCAAGGACACAGCUGUGUUCUCUGGUGUAUCUUACUGGCAGUCCAAACCGUCAGCACAUUGGCGAUUUGCAGAGACGCGGCCUUCGAGCCAGAAACUUGCGCCUAAGGAUGUGGCAGACACUGGAGACGUUUAUCGAGCCAUGAUACCAAUGGCUAAUGUUGAUAAUCGAACUUCACUGGAAUAUUACUCUGGGCCUACGAUUGUCAGUAACAUGAGGACAGCAUGUGUAGCACCAACCUUCAAUGAUGCCACAUUCGAGUAUAUAUACACUGGAAGCAAUGCUACAGAAGGUCUUUAUCUCCAGGCAGAGUUCAACAGCUCGACUGGCUGGGAGUCAGGGCCCAGCAUAAACGGUUCUUAUCCAGCGACACUCUCGUGCCGUAUCAACAACGAAUGGGACCAAGCGAAUUCGACGUCCUGGCCAAUAUCGUUCUGCAGUUUCAACAUGAAAGAACUAGCACCCAAGAACAACAGUUUCACGAAUCCCCUUUCUCGUCAUCCAUACAACUUUCAUCCCGUACUUCUCCUCAACGCGAGCGAUAGUCUGAUUCAGUUGAGACCCAUGUAUGACAUGGCUACAAACACGUGGUCGAACGUGACAAUUCCGGGGGAUAUGCAAAUGGCAAAGUCAACGAGCAAAGGUCCAUGGACGACAGCGACGAAUAAGAACGGUACUCAAAUCUUCCAAGCGAGUGUGUGCUUCCUCACUCAGAACACACCACUUCUAUACAACGUCACCAUGACAGGUAGAGCAAUACCAUCCGAACCAACGUCGAUUGCAAAGUGGAAAACACUACAGGGCAAGAACGGAACCCAAUUUCUCAAACAGCUCGGCAUAGGCGUAUCCCCCUCAGAUACUGAAGCAAGAGGCAUUCUAGAUCUGGAAGUGCUCUCAGGGCCAGCUUCUAUGGCGGAUACAGGCGUUGCUGACUGGGAUGAAUGGGUCUACCAAAUGAUCCACUCCAGUCUUUUCGACUAUAGUAUUUCCGGCGGAUGGACCUUCAACAACGAUGCUCUGCAAGGGUGGUUUGAUACAUUAGCGAAUUGGCCGGCGCACCCAGAGCAUUCACAUCUCUUCCAGAGUGUUCUCCAAGAAACAGAUGAUCCAGCACGAGCAGUCCAGGAGUUGUUCUUUCGAUUCUACCAAAUGAUCUUCCACGAUAUCUUACCCUACUUUACUCAACAACAAACCGUCUCUACGAUAAACGUGAAACAUGUUAUCAUUCCGAAUCAAUGGACGGGCUUAAUAAUUAUUCUGUCCGGUGUUAUCCUCCACUUGGUUCUUACGCUGAUAACUAUCAUCAUGUUUAUGGCUUCGACAAAGAGCUCUAUCCUUGGGAAUGCAUGGCAUGCUGUGUCGCAGAUCGUUUCGCCAGAGACGAGUGUUGUGGUGGAGACUGUGGCGAGUAGUGGGAUGAGGGAUGUUGAUGUUGCGAAGUGGGCGGAGUCGACGGGUUCUGAUGAACGUAUGUAUGGGUUGUCGACAUGUGCUGAUAACAAGGUUCGUAGACGGUAG
This is a messenger RNA of Fusarium fujikuroi IMI 58289, 2220 nucleotides long. RefSeq lists its product as uncharacterized. The transcript has a single exon. Bases 1 to 2220 code for a protein of 739 amino acids. The record is from RefSeq and is a predicted model, not a curated record. Lineage: Eukaryota; Fungi; Ascomycota; Sordariomycetes; Hypocreales; Nectriaceae.